AUAGCUCGACGGCAGGAGAGGAGAUGUUGGUUUCGUUCUGUCAAAAAUGCACCACUGCAGUCAAAUAAGAAAAUGUUGAGGUAGGUGCAUUAUACACGCAGAAUAGAACCCUGUUUUAAAGUGCCAGUGCCACAAUUACUGCCUGUUUCGACCGCCAUCUGGGUCCAAACUUUGAGAUGACAGAUGCUGGAAUUGGGAUGAAUCAGCAUCCAUGUUUCGUCUGCACCAGGUAUCUCGCCGGAGGAUGCUGACCUCAGCACAUCAUUGCGCUGGUCGUUGAGAGCUGACCGUGGUCAGUUAGAACUGACCGUGACUUUGUGAGUCCUGUUACUGCUGUCAUCAUGUUGAAGGAUAUUAUCAUUCAGAAACUGCAGCAGUACAUUGGGAAAUAUGUGGAGAACAUUGACCCUGAGAAACUCAACUACAGCAUCUUAAAGGGAAUUGAUGCUGAGUUGACAGAUUUGACGCUGCGCCCUGAAGCCGUUGUUGAGCUCCUUACCACCCAACUUGGACAAGAGGUGCCGCUGGAAGUGAAAGCUGGCCAUGUUGACUACAUCAAGUUCUCAUUCCCCUGGUCGAACCUGUUCUCUGCCAAUGUCCAGCUGGAACUGGAUGGCCUUUACGUACUGCUAGGACCCAUUAAUGACCGGCCAUACGAGGGAAAAAAGGACCGAGAUCUGGAAAAUGCCAUCAAACAAGCGAAACUACGUGCUUUUGAACGGUCAACUUUCAAAACUGUGGUGGACCAAGCUGCCAAAAAUCCAGGGUUCUUUGAGAAACUUGGAAAAUAUAUCCUCAACAACAUACAGAUCACCAUUAGGAAUGUUCACAUUAGGUACGAGGAUUCCAUCACCAACGGCGACUACUCCUUCGCAGUGGGCGCCAUGCUGCAGAGUUUUACUGUCCACACAACCAAUGACCGAUGGGAGGACGCGGAUGUGGACAGUUCGGCCACCAUACUUCACAAACUGGGCAGUCUGACAGACCUGUCCCUCUACUGGAAUCACUAUGUCCAGGAGGCUGACCUGGUCGGCAAGAAGAAACGACUCCAGUCACAUGUCUGGAAGAACCUGCUGAAACAGUCCAUAGCAACCAACAGAAUACGAGAGGAGUCCUUCACACACAUCUUACGUCCAGUGACUGUCAAGGCCAAGGUCAUCAUGAAUAAGGAGGAUACCUUUGUGAUGCCGCGAAUCUACGUGGAGUUUUCCCUCCCCGAUAUCAUGUGCUUUUUCUCCAGACACCAGUACCUGAACUUACUGAAGUGGAUCGAUGCCAGUCGUCGUGUACAAAUCAACAGGCGUUACCGUAGAUACCAUCCAAACACUCCAGUACGCUUCAAUCGUAAGGCCUGGUGGCACUACGCUUAUACUGCAGUAGUGGAGGAAAGAAUACGUCCUCACCAAUGGACAAAGGUUGCAGAGCAUAGGAAAAAGGUAGUUCGCUAUGGGCAAAUGUACAAGACUCAUAUGGAGUACCCAGACAAUAAAACCUUACAGGAGGAUCUCAAAAAACUCGAGGCCGACAUGGACCUCUGCAACAUCAUAGCCGCAAGGGAGGAGGCCAAGGUCAAGUUUGCUUCCGAGGCCCCUGGAAGAGCUCGGAAGAAAUUGAAGGAACGACGGGAGCGGGAGAAGGCCAAUCAGGGGUGGUUAAGCUGGAUCCUAGGGGGCAGCACUGAGGAACCUGACGUGGAAAUAGAGGUUGAUACUGAGGAUGAUUGGCUGCAGAGUCUGUCAGGCGAUGAACGAAGUGAGCUUUACAAGGGCGUUGGUUAUGAUGAAAGUUCCACGGAAGAUAACAUGCCAAAGGAGUACAUUGCUUACAAAAUCCAGCUGCGUUUGAAGAACGUGAGCCUCACUCUAGAGAACUAUGGUAAACCGAUUCUCAAGAUGACACUUAGUGACAUGUUAACUUCGUACGAAAAUCGGCCAGGAGGGAACGGGGCCAGGGUAUUAAGUCAUACGGAAAGCUUCACAAUAGAGGGCGCCUCAGUAGAUUACAAACUGGUGUCUCUUCUCACCUCAAAUAGCAACAUAUACUCUACAGACAACCAGAUGUUUACGUUGGACUAUGAGCUCCGGCCACUGUCCAUCCAUGCUGACCAGUCUCUCAAACUGAAUGUCCGACCUGUUGAAAUCUUCUAUGACCAGCAUGCAGUGUCACAGAUCAUGAUGUUCCUCCAAGUACCGAUGGACUCGCCACAAGUUGAUAUCAACGCUAUUGCGCGGGAGAAACUCAUGGACAUGGUGGAGUACAGUCGCGCCACACUGCUGUACGCCAUUGAACAACAAUCCUCCACAUUCCAUAUUUCUGUGCACAUGAAGUCACCGUAUAUCGUCGUUCCCCAGAAGGGAACGCUCCAUCAGGGAGGUAACCUACUGAUUUGUGACCUGGGGAAUUUUACGGUGGAGAGUGACCUCCUCCAGAAGGACAACGUGCCACUCCACAAUGCUACUAUAUCAGAGCUGCAGGCUCACCUGUACGACAAGUUCCUCAUCAAAAUCUCCGACGUCAAGGUGCUGCUAGCUGACUCUGAGGAAGAGUGGGACAUGGCUCAGAAGAAUCCAAACUCAGAAUUCCACAUCUUGCCAAGUACUGGACUCGACAUUGCAUUCUACAAAAGUGUCCUCAACAAUAACCAGCAGCCUCAACAAAAGUUUGAUGCCAUGUUGCAGUCUCUAACCCUGAAUGUGACCGAUGUACAGAUCGUGACCUUGAACAAUUUCAUGCAGAAUUUCCCCAUGCCGACGACCUCCACCAGUAGCAUAGAUGCUAUGGAUGUUCCUCCUCCUCAACCGGACUGGAAACACAUUCAGAUGGAGAUGAAUGCAAAACAGUUAAGGAGGAUGCGGAGGACUAUCCUUAGUCGGCUCACCAUAGACCUGGCUGAGCCUAUCUCAGAAGAGUCCCUCUCCGAAGUCUCUCACAGUACACUAGACAGCGUCCAGCCAGGACACAGGCAGAGCAUAGAGCCCGAUACAGACACAUAUUACUCGGCCUCCGAUGACUCUGAAGACGAAAUGGACAAAUGGUCAAGGUUUUUGUUGGCGAGUUACCGUAAAGUGAAGUCUGUCGAUGACUAUAUUACGGAGAACAACCGCAUGCAGAUGUUCAUGCGGGCUUCCAUCGGCGAGAUCGUCAUACAGGUAUCGUUGGAGCAGAACCGACAGCGACGGGAAUAUCUUAUGUUCCGUCUGGAUGGAUUCACGGCCGACAUGGCUUACACGGUGUGGAUCAGUAAGAACAAAGUUAUUCCGUGUGGAGUUGCUUUCCAUGCCAGACUACGAGGGAUUGGAAUGGCAGACAAACUUCAUAGAGGUGCUACUGGUGCGUACCUGGAUCUGUUACAGACAGAAUCGGAGAAUGAACUGAUCUCCAUCAGUUACAGACAGGUAAAACCGGAGUGUCCCGACUUUGGGCCAGUGUUCAAGAACAUAGAGCAUGGUGCGACCUUAACCUUCAAUAACUUGUCAAUCAUGUUUGACCAGACUGGAGUGUGUUAUCUCAAGAAAUUUCUGGAGGAUCUGCAGACGAGAAUGUACCCAAAGAAGGAUACACUUGAGGACAAUCCCUUCGCGAUGCGGUCUUCCAGGACUGACUCUUCCAUAAUGAGGCUCCGAAGUAAACGCGGGAGUCGGAGUAGUCGAGCCAGCGUUACUGAUAAGAUCAAAUCGAUCGUCCAUGAAACUAGUGGUCCAUCUACUCUCAUCAAGAUUCACAUGGUUACUUGUGUACACGACAUCAGCCUUCACCUGCGGAAUGUGGAGACGAAAUUUUCCGAACUCCAUAUCAAAGGUUUGGAGAGUCAGUUCAUUGCGCAAGCUAAGAAGAUGACAUUCAACUGUCGCUUGCAGAAAUUCUUCAUAAAAGAUCUUACUCCAGAUACUCUCUAUCCUAACAUCCUGGAGAUUGGUACAGAUGAAAGCCCAUUCUUUGAUCUGAAGGUGGAACAGUUUAAAUCUGAUGGCAUGACGAGACGGUUGUCGCGGCGAAGUACUGAACCUCUGGAUUACUAUGCCCGGUUACACAUUGGCCAGCUCCAGGUGGCAUUCAUUAAUAAGUUCUUCUGGGAAGUCACGAGGUUUUUUGAGCCAUUGAAGAGCCCAGAGUUAUCAGAUGCAGCUUAUAAGACCAAAGAGUCUAUGUCUAAACAGAUGGUGGAGAUAACCCCUGUAACAUUGCGGAUCGCCCUUGUUGUCAAGGCACACAUCCCCACAGUGGUCGUACCACAGCACUCGCAGUCACGUGACCUCUUCUUCGUCAAAUUCGGAAACCUGGAAGUAUGGAAUCAGUUUGAGAGGAAGGAGGUAAAGGAUACAGGAAUAUCACAGGAAUGGAACCACUUUAGUGCCAAACUCACCUCCAUGCAGAUAAGCAAGGGUAAACUUUUGGAGGACAACAACACAUUUGUUGUGCUGCAUCACCUAGUGGAACCCGUCAAUUUCACUGCAUCUUUCAGCGUCGCUUUGGCACCCUUUGUGGCGGAUAUCAUGUACGAUGUCUCGGGUGAACUCAACCUAGUCAAG
This is a messenger RNA of Mizuhopecten yessoensis (Yesso scallop), 4529 nucleotides long. Its product is annotated as vacuolar protein sorting-associated protein 13A-like. The transcript is spliced from 36 exons. Lineage: Eukaryota; Metazoa; Mollusca; Bivalvia; Pectinida; Pectinidae. Gene Ontology annotation, biological process: protein retention in Golgi apparatus; protein targeting to vacuole. Gene Ontology annotation, cellular component: extrinsic component of membrane. The record is from RefSeq and is a predicted model, not a curated record. The annotation marks the transcript as partial.